Molecule: messenger RNA, 3610 nt
Organism: Brachypodium distachyon (stiff brome)
Lineage: Eukaryota; Viridiplantae; Streptophyta; Magnoliopsida; Poales; Poaceae
Product: type II inositol polyphosphate 5-phosphatase 15
Exons: 11
Coding region: 88-3300 (1070 amino acids)
Biological process (GO): phosphatidylinositol dephosphorylation
Molecular function (GO): protein binding; phosphatase activity
Source: RefSeq, a predicted model, not a curated record
ACGCCCGAUUUGACCCCUGCACACGCCACACUCUUUGCGCUGUCACCUACCUGUCUCAGGCUGUGUCGCAUUCGAUCUCUCUCCCCUAUGGCGGAUCCCGGCGAGGCCGCGACACCCGCCGCCGCGGGCUCCUCCCCGUGGGACGACAUCCCCGACGACUUCUUCCUCUCCAUCUCCUCCCCUUCCCCUCCGCCAGCCCCCGCUCCCAUCCGCUCCACCUCCCCUUCCCCUCCACCGGGGAACGUCCGCUCAACCUCAGCAUCAUCCCUCCCCGCUGUCUCCGCCUCCGCCUCAUUCUCCGGCUCCGUCCACCGCGCGGCUUCCCCUCAGUCCAUCCACCCCAGCCACUCCCUCCCGGCCUUCUCGGCCGCUUCUCACGCCGCGGCAACCGACGUCUGGCCCCCGCCCCCGGGCCCGCACCAUGCCAACUCCCUCCCGGAGUUCGCCGCUUCCGCCUCCGCGUCCGGCGUCCAUUGUCCGCCCCCUCGCGCCGCCGUGCGGAAGGGCCGCCCACCCCCGCUGGAGCUGCGUCCGCGGCCUCUGAGGGAGUCGCAGUCUGGCACCGCCCUCCGCGCGCUCGCCUGCUGCGCCUCCACUCACCUCUGGGCGGCGGGCGAGGCUGGCGUCAGGGUUUGGGACCUCGCGGACGCCUUCCGAUCGUCCCCUUGUCAGCAGCGGUGGGGGGACGAAGCGAGCGCGCCGUUCCAAGAGUCGUGCAGGACGCCGCCGGUGCUCUGCCUCGUGGCUGACCCCUGCCGCAGUGUGGUGUGGAGCGGACAUGCCAAUGGCCGGAUCAUGGGUUGGGGUGCUGAUCCUGGUCCGGAGGCAGGAGAGUGCAUUGGGUGGGAUGCGCACUGUGCGCCUGUAUUCGCGUUAGCCAUCUCUCCGUAUGGUGAUUUGUGGUCUGGAUCUGAAGGGGGAAUAAUCAAAGUAUGGUAUGGAGAAGCAAUUGAUAAGUCUCUUGCUUUACAGAGAGAAGAGAAGUGUAAGACCUCCUUAUUAGUUGAAAGAUCAUUCAUUGACCUUUGGACCAUGGUCAGCGAUGGAGGGGCCUGUCCCUUGCCUGCUGUUGAUGUAAAACUUCUAUUGUCUGACAAUUCUAGAUCAAAAGUAUGGAGUGCUGGUUACCUCUCAUUUGCACUCUGGGAUUCUCGCACUAAGGAGCUCCUGAAAGUGGUAAAUGUGGAUGGCCAAGUUGAUACACGUUUCGAUGUCUUAUCUGCUCAGAGUCAAUAUGGCUAUGAAACGAAACAAAACCUUUUCUCAUCUCCAAGGAAAGAGAAAGCUCGCAGUCCUGUUAAUUUUUUCCAGAGAUCACGAAAUGCUUUGAUGGGAGCAGCUGAUGCAGUUCGUCGAGUUGCUGCUAAAGCGGGAUUUGGAGAUGAUACUCGACGAAUAGAAGCGUUAGCAAUGUCAACGGAUGGGAUGAUCUGGGCAGGAUCUGCAAAUGGCUCUCUUGCUCAAUGGGAUGGUAGCGGUAAUCGUUUGCAAGAGUUCCAGCAUCAUUUAUCUUCUGUUCAAAGUAUUUUGAACUUUGGAACAAGAUUGUGGGUGGGGUACAUGGAUGGCAACAUCCAGCUCUUGGACCUGGAUGGCAACUUGCUGGGAGGAUGGAUUGCACAUAGCAGUCCAAUUCUGUGUAUGGCCAUUGGAAGUUCAUAUAUCUUCACAUUGGCUGGUCAUGGGGGAAUCCGUGGAUGGAAUUUGUCAUCUCCAGGGCCUACCGACAGCAUUUUGUGUUCUGAAUUGGUUGAGAGAGAAACAUCAUACAAAAACUUAGAAUAUAUGAAAGUGUUAGUGUGUUCUUGGAAUGUUGGGCAAGAAAAAGCAUCUCAUGAGUCACUAAGAGCUUGGUUGAAACUCCCAACAGCAGAGGUUGGGGUACUAGUAGUUGGAUUGCAAGAGGUAGAGAUGGGUGCUGGCUUUCUUGCAAUGUCCGCAGCUAAAGAGACGGUAGGUCUUGAGGGAAGCCCAAAUGGUGAGUGGUGGUUAGAUGCAAUCGGGCAGAUCUUGAAAGGCCACUCUUUUGAGCGUGUUGGUUCAAGGCAGAUGGCUGGGUUACUUACUGGUGUAUGGGUUAGAGCAAAUCUUAAGCAGUUCAUUGGUGAUAUUGAAAAUGCAACCGUAGCAUGUGGACUAGGGCGAGCUAUUGGCAACAAGGGAGCAGUGGGAUUGAGGAUGAGAAUACAUGAUAGAAGCAUUUGCUUUAUAAAUUGUCAUUUUGCUGCUCAUGCGGAAGCUGUGAUCCGACGGAAUGAAGACUUUGACCAUGUCUUUAGAACAAUGACCUUUGCUACCCAUUCAAAUGGAUUAUUGACAACAACAGUUUCUAGUUCUGCUGGUCAGCUUCUUCGAGCAAAUGGAUCAAGAAUGCCAGAGUUGUCAGAUACGGACAUGGUUGUCUUUCUUGGUGACUUUAAUUACCGUCUGCAUGAUAUUUGCUAUGAUAUGGCGAUGGGCUUGGUUUCCCGGAGACACUUUGACUGUCUGAGGGAGAAUGACCAGUUGCGAGCAGAAAUGAGAUCUGGGAGAGUCUUCCAGGGAUUUCGUGAAGGAGAUUUCAAAUUCCCACCUACUUACAAAUUUGAGAAACAAACAGCUGGCUUAUCAGGCUAUGACUCUAGUGAGAAGAGACGCAUUCCUGCUUGGUGUGACAGAAUUCUAUACCGUGAUAGCCGAGCUAGUUCGGGAACCGAGUGUUCUUUGGAUUGUCCGGUGGUGUGUUCAAUAUCACUGUACGACUCUUGCAUGGAAGCUACAGACAGUGAUCACAAACCUGUAAAAUGCUUGUUCAAUUUGGAUGUUGCACAUAUUGACAAACAGACAAUGAGGCAAGAAUAUGGGGAGAUAAUGUGUUCAAAUAAGAAAGUGUUGCACUUGCUUCAGGGGCGAGAAGCAUUACUGGAAGCAAAUAUCAGCACUAAUGACAUCGUUCUUCAAGAUCAAAGCCCUUCUGUUUUGAAACUGCAAAAGACACAGCAUUCUACAAAAGACACAGCAUGUUUUGAGAUUAUUGGCCAAUCACGGAAUUCUUCUGGUACACAUGUUACUGGUUUCCCUACUUGGCUAAAGGUAUCCCCGGCAGUUGGUGUAAUUUGCCCUGGACAAACGGUAGAGGUAAUUUUGCAGCAUGGAGGCCUGCGUGGAGCCUCAGGGAAUAGUUUUUCUGAAGCUAACCAAGAAAAGGCAGCAACGUUAUCGGUGAAAAUAACUGGACCAUAUUCCACAGUUGCCAAAGUGUACGAAAUACGUGUACGGCACCAGAAUUGCAGGAGCACAUUUCCUUCCAAGGAGUUAUAACUUUGGUGAUCGAUUCUUUUUAUUGAGUGUGAUUGACUUGUGUGGUUAGUUUUUAGGUUGAUCAAAGUGUGCAUAAAAAAUGUGUAUUGUACAUGCAAAUAUCCUUCCUUGUGCUUUUUUAGUACUGGAGAAAGAACCGAGGCUUUGUACUAUCUCAACGUUCCGAUGUUUUUUAGAGAGAAUUAGUGAAAUCAUGUACAACACACAUCAGCUCAGUUUUUACCAUGGGUUGUGACGUGCUUUGUAAAACUGCAUGUUUACGUGAUGGCAGAUAAAUGUCUAUCCUUAAUUUUGAUUCUAAAGUUGGAGA